AGUUCUUCUGAUUCACUUGUUUUUCUAAUGACCUCUCUGACACAGAGGCGCAUCGGUUUGCGUCCACAAUGAGUGCAUUGUCCAGGAUAACCUACAUGUCAAGCCUCACUUGCCAGCAGCGACCUUCCGGAGCACCCGCAACCCCAUUAUAGCCCCUUUUAGCUGGGAUGUUCUGUUCUACGUACUACCGCGUCCCUUCCAAGAAAUCCAAUAAUAAGCAAGACAAAUAUUUCCUUAAAUGUUUUUUUUUCUAUGAAUGUUAGCCACGAAAUGGGGUUGCUUCGGGGGAAAAUUACAUUACAUAAUACCGUAUGUUGCCUUUAUUGAACAUUACCGUUUGUCCAGUUUGAUAUUUGGGAACCCAUAACUCCCCUUUGCCACUGCCCCUCCUCCUUGUCCCUCCUUUUUAAUAACACUGCAGAUUUUGGGGGAAAGCGAGCUACUAAGGUUCCUCCAGAGGGAGCAAUAAUUCUAGAUGCCCUUAACCGCUGCUCUUUCAUCAUAGCACACAAACUUGGUACCAGCACGUUACUAAACUUUGUUAUAUAGCACAGGAUUUUUCAAUUAUUUCAUUCAUUUUACCUCUUCCAGGGCUUCCUUUCAUCGCCUUCUGUCCUUAACAGUCCUUCGUCCAUCCCAAUCCACUCCUCUGUGUCCUCAGUACCACUUUGCAGCUCCCAGCUGUCCAACUCCAAAGACCUAUGGGGUCGCGUAAAGAAUAUAACCACCAAAUGGCAUUGCAUGCAGGGAAAAAAAUGGAACCUUUAUAUCCCUAUGAUUUUGUCUUUUUUAAACAAUUCUGUUUGUCUAGUUUGAUUCAAGAAGUGCUUUGGGGGACCCUGAGCCCCCCUUCGCCGCCGCCCCUCCUCCUGGUCCCUCCCUUUCAUUAACACUGCAGGUCCAAUGCUGGUCGAUGUGACUUUUAGAGAAAAGCGGAGAAGCUCAUGUGUCUUGUGGACAGAACCAUGCACACAGACCGGCAUGCAGCCUCCUGAACGACAACAACAGAUCAACGCCUUAAGGUCGGACCUUUCCCCUUAUUUGCAUUACGCCAAAGCACCGCCAAUUAACCUCACAUAUUGUACAUGUCUUCUCCUAUCAGCUUGAUUGUCAAAACAUGCAAAAACUUUUUCUUUUCUGCAGAACUUGCUUUUUUUUUCUUGCCUUCCACCGUUUUGAAGUAGAGUUCAAUUAAAACAUUUCUGUGAAUUUGAAAAAACCCAGACUAUAGCGACUGUUUCGCACAAGAACGCUUUCAUUGCUGUUUAUUUUUGAACUGGAAGACUAUUUACGGGACUUUGGCUGCAGAUCAGUGUGGCACCAACAUCAUGGGGCUUGUGUUUUGGAUGUGCUUGCUGCUGGCUCUCCCACUGCUCCAGUCUGCCAAGAUCCUGACUGUCUGCCUAAUUGGAGGAAGCCACUACUUGCUUUUUGACGAGAUAUCUCACAACUUCCAUCUACACGGCCACGAGGUUCGCAUGCUCUUGCAACUGGGCAACCCUGUGAUCACAGGUUUGUCCUAUGUUGGUCGGAAUGACAGCUACCAGACCAGCACUUGGUCCUUAGGAGAAGAGUACAUUAAACAAUUAUACGGCUGGUUCUUGGAGCAACAAACACAGUUUUUACUUGGACGGGAUAACUUGAGUGGCUUUUUGAACUUCAUGGGGCACCUGUCCUAUCAAUGUGACCACCUCUUGGGAGACCACAAACUACUAAGGUUCCUCCAGAGGGAGCAAUAUAACAUGGCUAUCCUGGAUGCCUUUAACCCCUGCUCCUUCAUCAUAGCGCACAAACUUGGUCUUCCCUUCAUUGCUUUCUAUCCCGGCACUCUAAACGGUCCUCUCUCCAUCACAAUUCCCUCAUCCUUGUCCUCAGUGCCAGUUUGUAGUUCCCAGCUAUCUGACCAUAUGGGCCUGUGGGGUCGUGCAAAGAAUGUUUUUUACUCACUUGUAGGUGUAAUAGGCCAGCGAAUUGUUUGGUCCAUGUUUAAGGAUGUAGCUGACCGCCACCUCGAUUCAGGCUCUCCACCUGGUGGUCUGGACGAGUUCCACCACAAAGCUGAGCUUUGGGCCUUCAACACUGACUUCUCCCUGGAGUUCCCCCAGCCUCUUCUACCUUACACCGUGCUUGUGGGGGGUCUCCUCAACAAGGUGGCCAAGCCUCUGGAUCAGGAGCUUGACAUUUGGGUCUCGAGCUUCGGAGAGGCAGGGUUCAUUGUUGUGACGCUGGGCUCCAUGGUAUCUUCUGUCUCUGUGGACCGACUUCUGGUGGAGUUGGUCGAUGGCUUCUCCAUGAUCCCUCAGGGGGUCAUCUGGAGGUAUGAUUGUGAGCUUUGGCCGCCUCACCUAAGCAAACCUUCCAAUGUACGCCUUGUGGACUGGCUUCCUCUCAAUGACUUACUAGGACAUGAAAAUAUGCGUCUCUUCAUCACCCAUGGAGGUCAGAACAGUCUUCUCCAGGCAGUGUACCACGCUGUUCCUGUGCUGGGCAUCCCUCUGUUUGGAGAUCAGUUUGACAACAUGGUGCGAGCUGAAGCAAAGGGUUUAGGACUCACCAUUAGCUCCACGCAAAUCACCAGCAGGCUGCUUAGCUCAACCAUUCAAACAAUCAUCAAGGAUGCCAGCUUCAAGUCCGCAGCUUUGUCCCUCAGCAGCAUCCACAGAUCCCAUCCUGUCUCCCCAGCACUCCGGCUGGUGCAGUGGGUGGAACACAUUCUGCAAAGCGGAGGCGGGGCUCACCUGAGGCCGUCCUCGCUACAGCAGCCAUGGUACCAGAGAUAUCUGCUGGACCUGCUUCUUCUUCUCUUAAUCAGCCUGGCUGGGCCCGUCUUUCUCUGCUGGCUUCUCUGCAAGAGCAAGAAAAGCAAAGGUGACAGAAAGAAAAUACAAUAAAUGUGCUCUUAUGUUAAUAACUGAGUUAUUUGCCUAACUGUGAAGUCAGUGAUUAAUAAAUGUAUAAGACACUA
Nerophis ophidion (straightnose pipefish) is the source of this 2965-nucleotide messenger RNA. RefSeq names its product UDP-glucuronosyltransferase 3A1-like. Gene Ontology annotation, molecular function: UDP-glycosyltransferase activity. The record is from RefSeq and is a predicted model, not a curated record. The transcript has 10 exons. Bases 1329 to 2891 code for a protein of 520 amino acids. Lineage: Eukaryota; Metazoa; Chordata; Actinopteri; Syngnathiformes; Syngnathidae.